This is a messenger RNA of Podarcis lilfordi (Lilford's wall lizard), 10889 nucleotides long. The record is from the annotation of a GenBank genome assembly. NCBI's taxonomy places the organism in Eukaryota, Metazoa, Chordata, Lepidosauria, Squamata, Lacertidae.
AUGCACCUGCAGCAAGGUUCCCUUCUGAACAUGACCGACGGCGGCUUCUCCCUGACUGGGCACUUGGUGAGGAGCCCCAGCGGAGGAGGGAACCCGUCGAGGCUCCACAGCAUCGAAGCGAUCCUGGGAUUUACCAAAGAGGACCCCCUUUUGGGCGCCUUCCAAGCCCACGAUGCCAGUGGCGGAGGCAGGCCCAUGAAGGAGGCAGAGAAGCGCAGCCCCAGGGAUUGCUUCUCCAAAAUGCCAGCUGAGCAGCCUGGCCAGGGCCAGGAAGGGCCCGCGGAAGAACACUUUGGAGGUAAGGCGAGGGGUUUUGGGGGGGGGUGUCAGGUCAUAGUCUCCCACUUACUGGAGGAACCCAGUCCUCCUGUAGCUUCUGGGACCAGUGAAAGUGUGUGGUUCCUUUGCUUCAAUUUGAAGGAGACCCCCAUUAACCCCCUUUAGAAGCAAGUUCGAAUAACUUCAUCAUUAUUAUUAUUUUGGGAAGUAUUUAAUGACUGAUGUCUUAUUAUGUUUGAUGUAUUAUGUGCUGGAAGCCACCCAGAGUGGCUGGGGAAACCCAGCCAGAUGGGUGGGGUAUAAAUAAUAAAAUUAUUAUUAAGAGAGGGGCGCAUUUUUAAAAUGGGCGCCUUUAAAAUCAGUUAAGUGUUGGAGGGGAUAACUGAGGAAGAAGAGGAGGAAAGCGUUUUAAAGAUCAGGCAUCUUUGUGAGACGCCUCAGACACAAUAAUAAAAACCCCUACUCUUUAAAAAUCCCAGACACAGGGAGCUGCCUUACACAGAGUCAGACUAUGGGUCCCAUCUAGCUCAGUCUGUCUACACUGACUGGCAGCCACUCUCCAGGGCUUCCGAGAGGCGUUUCUUCCAGAUCUCCCAGCUCUGCCUGCAGAUGCCAGGUGAUGGUGAUGCUUUUCAAAGGAGCAACCUACUGAGUGUGUCUUUGGCUGCUUGAGCAAACAGUGCCCCGGGUGUUCUGUAAAUUGUACAACUUUAGAAAAGGCACUCUGGCAUGCAAGGAAGGAAAGAGAACAUUUCCCAGAGCACAGCAUGGCAAAUUAAGGCAAGCGCACUGACACUGGACACAUUCGCAUGUCCCACUGAACUUAGUGAGGCUUCCUGCAUGGGCUGUUAAUGCGGCUGAGGCGCCAUCCAUUACAAUGACAUUUUAUACUGAAGUACGUAUGUUGCUACGAACAUGAUUUUGGCCAAGUUGCGGGAGGCAGUGGAAGACAGGAGUGCCUGGCAUGUUCUGGUCCAUGGGGUCACGAAGAGUCGGAAACGACUAAACAACAACGUAUCUUGGGGACCAGAUUUCCCAGGGAGGGAUUCUCACCCUAAACUCAUCAUCUUGAAGGCAAGUGCUCAGAUUAUUUCAGUGGGACUUGCUUCUGUGCUAAGGGUGCUGUUUCCAUUUGGGGGGGAAUAGCUUUGGAGCUUAGGAGACAGAGAAACAUGGUCUUGUCCAGUUCUUCAAGCUUGUUUUCUUAUCUCAUCUGGGGUUGCCACGCUUGUCCAGCUUAUUCCCAAAUGGAUCCAUUAAACGGCACGGAACCAAUGGACCAAUACUCCUCUGAGCUGUCCAUUUUAUCCAGGAGUUCCUCUCUCUGAGGGCUGCCACCUCUGCUCACGUUAGGAAGAGCUUAGCCGGUGUGGCCACCCUUAGAAUACUGUGUCCCGUCCUGAUCCCCACACCUCAAGAAGAGUUUUGUAGAGCUGGGAAAGAGUCAGACAUGGGGCAAAGCAAAAUGAUCACAGGGGCUGGAGCAACUCCCUUUAUGACAAAGAGUUGGGGCAUGAUAAAGGUGUGCAAAAUUGUGCAGGUUAUGAAGAAAGUGGACGCAGAGAUGUUUUUCUACUUAGAACUUGGGGACACCCAAUGAAGCUAAAUCUUGGAACAUUAAAAGUUCUUCUUCACUCAGUGCCUAGUUAAGGUUGCACUUCCAAAAGAUGCAGCAAAGUCCACCAACCUGCAUGACUUUAAAGGGGACUGGACAAAUUUAGGGAGGACAAGGCUACUUGCCUUUUCGGCUAUGUUUUUCCUCCACAGUCAGAGAUUACAUGCCUUUGAAUACCAGUUGCCUGGGAAUCACAAGCGGGGAGAGUGCUGUUGCACUCCUGCCUUACUUGCAAGCCUCUCACGGGCAUCUGGUUGGCUGCUGUGAGAACAGGACGCUAGACUGGAUGAAGUGUAGGUCUCAUUGUUUUCUGGUCCCACCAGCACAUCAAAUUCAAAUUGCUUCCCCCAGGCUACAUUGCACUUGUGUCAUGUGAAUCACGCCCCACUUGUGAGCAUCUGGCUCAGCACCAUGGGAAGCGGUGGGAAAGCUGGCUUAGGCAGACUUUGCUCUAAGCCAGCAAGAUGCAAUCUCAGACCUUUCCAAAGCAGAUGAGUGAUGGUCCAAAAACAGCCAUUGGAGAAUGGUUCGGAAUGGCCUCUGUUUUACCAGGGGAAUAGUACAGUGCUGGGACGAAGGGGAAGGGAAGCAUCAAGCUGUGCAGAGCAGUUGAGUGGAUCAGCUUCCAUUCAUUUAGAUUUUGAUAGAAUAUUAUUAACUCAUAAUAAUAUAUAAAUGACCAAGACCAUGUAUCCUUGGCUGGGCACAGAGCUGCUGAGUUCAGCAUAAUUCUGAGCAGCCCUGCACAGGAUUGCUGCAGUCCAGAUCAGAGCUAACGGACUUCAAAGCAACGAAAUCAAUGGCAUUUGCAUAUACGUAAUAGGUUUUAGGAUCCAGGGUAAGGCUGCAAAAGGCAGAAACAGUAGCAAUAUCGAUGUUGCUUUUAACACUGGAUUUUAUUUUGAAAUAAAGUCAAAACUGAAGGCAACAGAAAGGAGGAACACACAGAAGGAUAUAGCAAGAUCACUAAUUAAGUAAUGUGAUUAUAUGGUGCUGAUUAAUAGAAAUACACAUUUUCUUUCUUGUAAAACACUUGAAGUCUUUUAAAAGAUAAAGGAGAUCUAUCUAUCAUCUAUCAUCUAUCUAUCUAUCUAUCAUCUAUCUAUCAUCUAUCUAUCAUCUAUCUAUCUAUCUAUCUAUCUAUCUAUCUAUCAUCUAUCUAUCAUCUAUCUCUAUUAGUUCUCUGUGAAACCAGCUCAAAAUUUUAAAACAAAUCAAGACAAGAAGUCUGGAUUUAUUAAAUUUGGAAGCAAAUGGUGUUGAAAUCAGUGGUAUACUUACGUUCGCUCAAAUGUGCUUAGCAUCAGGUAGACAUGCUGGUGUGAAUCAGCUUGGCUGCCCAAUCCUUUGCAUGCCUACUCAGAAGUAAGUUCUACUGAUUUCAAUGGGACUUACUCCCCGGUAAGUGUGUACAAGGUUACAGCCUUAAAUCCAUGAGCUCUGACUCCAUUUGUUGGUGGGUUGCCUCACCUCUCCUUCUUCUCCCCCCCCCCCAGACCCCUACUGCUCCAAACGCUCAGAGGAGUGCUUGAGUCCAGAGCUGGCCACUUGCAACAACAGCGACGGCAAACUGUCCGAUGAAGACCAGCCCAAGAAGAAACACCGGAGGAACCGGACAACCUUCACCACCUACCAGCUGCACGAACUUGAGCGAGCCUUCGAGAAAUCCCACUAUCCCGAUGUCUAUAGCCGAGAGGAGCUGGCUAUGAAGGUCAACCUACCUGAAGUGAGAGUCCAGGUAAAAUGGCAGGUGGUCUUCUCUUCCUCCUCCUCCUUCUCCAUCUAGCCACAUGGUGAAAUCUUGGACAGUUAAUCCUCAGGUUCUCAUCUUCAUUAGAAGACCUCAGUCAAAAGCAGCCUUUCCCUGCUAAUCCAGUAAAAGUCUCCCCCACCCCGGAUAUAAUUUCAGACUUUGCAUACGUAGUAAAGGAUUUUCCUUAAUCUGCCUUUUUUUAACACUUCAGACCACAAUCUCUCUCUAAUUAUGAGUGUUUAGUUUCAGAUACUCUGGCUAAGAAUUCUCCUAAUCAUGCAAUGUCCAGCACAGGAGAAAGGUGUUGGUUGGUUUGUCGUUGUUUUGGUAGUUCGUGCAAUUUGAAAUAUCAUUUACAUUGAUGUAUGUGUUUUAAAACUUAUUGGAAGUUCCCUAUUUAUUUAUAGGGUACCAUAGAUUUGGGGGUAAGAGAGGGGGAGACAGAAAAGGAAAGGAGAAACUAUAGUAAAAAAAAUAAAUAAAUAAGCACCUUAGGUUAGUUUUAGUUUCCCAAGUAUGUGACAAUUAGGCUUAAUUUUCAAAUUCUUUGAAUGCUCCAGAAAUAGCAUGUGCAAUUGGCACCUCUUUCCAUGUUCUUCCUGCUACAACCUUCUGCAUGAAAGUUAGGGAUUCAUUAAACAAGAACCAGCUUUCCUGCAAUGUUUGAGUGAAUCCCAAAGUCAAUAGUGGUGAUCUGUCAUGGAACAGCCCCACUGAAGAAGAUAACAAUGGUUACCCAGACCUUGUUGCUGGCUGCAAAGGGGUCCCCAUAACAGUUCAAGCUUCAAGACCUCCAAAAAUGUAGGUCCACCACUGGCCAGGGAUAUGGAAUAAUAUUAUGUCAUUUGAAAUACAGCCUAUGUAAUCGGCACCUUAGCAUCUAGCAAUGCCCACAGACAGGCAGGUUUUUCAAGCUCUUUUUGUUCAUUUUCUUGCUUCCGAAUUUGAAUUUAUUGCUCCAUCUAGCCUCUAGCAGCACUGCAAAACUGAGAGCAGGGUUUCUUUUAUUACCUGCUUCCCCUUUUCGGUGAUAAGCUGUGGAUGGGAGUGCAGGAUUGCCUCCCAUUUAAAGUCACACAACCCUUUAAAUUUCCCAAUGCAGCUGUAGAUGUCAGCUCACUUGGUCCCCAGUCCUGGUGUGUGUCUGUGUCUGUUUGUCCCACUACUUCACCUGCUGAACGGCAUACCUGGACAGUGCUGGAUUACCAAAGAGGCAGAGUAGCUACCGGCCCAUCAGCCCCGCAACUUUUAAGGGCCCCGUGACAAACAGAUCAAAACAACAUUGAUUUAAUCUUCAAAGAAAAUUAGAACCAAGCUUUCUUAGUUGAAUGUUAUCCCGCUAGAGCAGGAGACCUCGAGAUUUCGACUGCCUAGGGGCUCUCCUCAGGGUUUAAUCGGGCACUGCACCUGGAGACCUGCUUGCCACAGCAGCUAAGGAAGGGGGAAGGCAACAGAACUGGGAAGCUAGCGGGUGAGAAGGUCUACAGCUGCCUCCUUUCCCGUUUCAUGAUAGACUUAAAGGCAGGUGGCCAGCGUCUGGGGUAAGAGGUGUCAGUGCUUCGUCAGGGCUUUGGUGUAAACUGAAGCCCAUUCGGCCACCCCAUUGGCUGAAGUGGAGGUAGAACUGAUGUGAACCCAUCCUUUUGUGCACAUGGAGCUACUCACUCUGUCCUGGCUCAAACACAAAGGGCAGUACUCCCCUUCCUGACAUGUCUAGAAGCCAACUGGACCAGCGGUUGAAUUUUCCUGCAACACUGUAGACAAGAGAAUGUCCUUCGCAGCACAUUUCUAAGCAGGAGCCCCAUGUCAUGAAUUGCCCUGAGAUCUACAGAUGAGAGGUGGUCUACAAAUAUAAUAAUAAUAAUAAUAAUAAUAAUAAUAAUAAUAAUAAUAAUGGGACACACUUCCAGCAACUCCUGCAGCCAAGCUUGUGCCCAACAUAUUGCUCUGCUUUCAUUUGGACCCCAUCAGUGAGGCUGAGAGGAGAGCUCUGACUUCUGGGCAGCCCAGGACCUCCAUACACACUGCCCAACCUUGAGCCCUGAACAGGCCACUUCAGUGCUGCUAACGCAGCAGUUUGACUUCACCCCUGGAAGCGCACUCCAUUAUCUCCUGAGACAGAUGGAUGUCAACAACACUGCGUCACACACAGCUCUGCCUUUCAACAUCUUGUGGUCCCUCUCCACCUCUUAGCAUUUGUCAUCCAAAAAAGUCGCUUCAGUCUACCUAAUAGUUGGUUCGGCCCCAUCUACAUGCCUUAACACCAUGUAUGCGUUGUGGUGCCUAUAGGACUCUCGUGUAUUCUUCCUUCCUGACCCUUCUUUAUUCAACACAGUGCUAAGCGGGGCAUGUGUGCAUGGAACAAGGUCUGCUUGAGCACUGAGAUUUCUAGCCCCACAUACUGUUCUGGGUUCCCCCCAUCCCAACCCUCUGGAGCAGAUUUAGGGAGCAUGCAAGAGGACAUAUAACAGCAGAAGAGCAGGAUGUCCACUUGUGCAAGCAAGCAGACCUUAUUCCGUGCAUGCAACCAUUGAGUUGAAUCCUGUCCCAUGUGUCCAACUGUGCAGCCUUUUCUCCGAAGUGCUGUUCAGUCCAAGCUCAGUUUGAAAAUCUUUCAGAAGGGAGACCAAGAAAGGCCUUGAAGUUGCCCAUCAAUAGUUAGUCCCCAGACAGCAGAAAUAGCAGGCACAGGUCACUUCCGCACUACGGUGAGAUGCAUUGUAUACUUCUAUUGAAAUUCCAGCAAUUAUUUCUAAAUGCAUCUAGAGCAGCACGUGCACCUUUUAUGCAGAUCUUUUCCCCUCUCUUGUGGUGAUGCAUAAGGAGCUGCUCUGCGGGGCGGGGGGAGAAGGGAGGAGCCCCUUGCCUGCUCCCCCACGUUCUCAUUGGCGCAGCCUCCCACAUGUUGGGGGCUGAAGUUCUGGAGAAGGGGAGUUUGCUGUACUUGAGCAAACUCCCACUUCACAUCCCCCCAGUGAGAUUUAGAACCCUGAUCUCCCAGAGUUCUAAAUCUGGCAGGGUCCUGCACAAGUUAAUGCGGAGCAAAAGCAUAUAUAUUUGCGGUGCAGCAACCAGCUAAACUCUUUACGGUACCCGUGUUUUUCGCUAAAUGAAUUGCAUUGUGAGAGCCUAAUUUGUUUAGAGGAGGUUAUGAAUGAUUGCUGAAGAAGUUUGCGGAAGAAAGCAAGAGCCCCUCGAUACACCCACUUCACAGAAAUUGAGGGGAAGUGUCAAGUAGCAAUAUUUACCUCCUUAUCGCAUCGAGAACCUAUUGUGGGUGGAUACAUAUGGAGAUAUGUUUUUUUCCAUCAAGGACUUAAAAGUACGGCACUUAACCUUAGCUGGAUCCCACCAGUUGUAGAGUUUGUUGCAAAGAGGUGCGUUCUCAUGCAUGUGUGAGUUUCCACCUUCGCGGCUUCUCAGAAACGUCAGUUCCCACCGAAAAGAAGAAAGUUGGAGAUUUCUCCCCCACCCCACCUGCUUAAUUGUAAGUGGGAGGUUUUUCGCAGGCUUAAUGAAAGCUGAAUGAUCUGUAAUCCCUGGAUCACGAAAAUGUUUGAGAAGCCUGAAAUAUUUACUAGUCAUCUGUAAAAAGAAGAAGGAAAAAAUCUGGGAGGGCUUCCAAAAGUGUGUGUGUUUGGAAAAAGCAGCCUCCAAAAACCAGCACUUAAUUUUAUCCCUUCUAGUGGGUAAUGAGAGCAGAUUUGGGUUUAUGGACUAAGGGGAAUUAUUUGAUGGGGAGCAUGAGACAAAAUUGCCUGCAGGGGGUUUCUUUUUUAACCCAUCAAUUUUGAAUUAACUAAGGGAGCUCAGGGCUUGGUAUGGGUUUUAAAGGAUUUUGGCCGGCAUCUAAACUCAGAAAGUAUAUGAGAGAGAAGCUCUUUUUCUUUGGGCAAUCAAAUAGUGCUGGUUGACUUUCAGUGAAAGGCAGUUGGAAGGCAAAAUUCUACUAUUAAAGCACCCUUGGGAUCUCAUUUACUUAAAUGAAAACAGGGUCCUGCAACACCUUGUGAUUAUUUAGGCUUCAAGGCAAAUAACUGUGAUUUGGCUGUUUACUUAUGAGCUAGGCCAGUUUCACAAGUCUCAUUUAAUAUACAGUGGUACCUCUAGUUAAGAACUUAAUUCGUUCCGGAGGUCCAUUCUAACCCUGAAACCGUUCUUAACCUGAAGCACCACUUUAGCUAAUGGGGCCUCCCGCUGCCGCCACACCGCCGGAGCACAAUUUCUGUUCUCAUCCUGAAGCAAAGUUCUUAACCCGAGGUACUAUUUCUGGGUUAGCGGAGUCUGUAACCUGAAGCGUCUGUAACCUGAAGUGUCUGUAAAUUGAGGUACCACUGUACAAGAGAUAUAUUUUCACAUAUCUGAAAACUCAUGAUUGAAAAUUGCAUGGAAUGUGCAUUUUCAUCUACACCCGACUCUGCGGUGGCCAAGUUUAUAUAUACACUUUUCAAAUUUUUAAAAUUAAUUUUCCAGAUUAUUACAAAUCAAACCAAUUUAUAUUAAUUUAAUACAUUUUCUUAAAAUCAAGUUUCCCACUGCUGUUCCAAACAUAUGAUCAUCAUCAUUUCCUCACAUAGCCGCAUCAUUUCUUAUUUAGAGUCCAGUUUACAUCCUUCACUUGCCGUUAAACCAUUCUUCCAGCUGGCCACUUUUUUCACCUUACAAACAGCACCUCGGUUACAUCUUAUAAAUAAACAAUCCAUUUCACAAUAUGCAUUGUUGUUCCGGACCUGGUGUGCUGGGAGAGUUAAUUACUAUCUUCCAUUGUUCCUCUUUCCGAAGUAACAAACAGAAUAACAUGGCAUCAGCUACACCAGGCAUAGGCAAACUCGGCCCUCCAGAUGUUUUGGGUCUACAACUCCCAUCAUCCCUAGCUAACAGGACCAGUGGUCAGGGAUGAUGGGAAUUGUAGCCCCAAAACAUCUGGAGGGCCAAGUUUGCCUGUGCCUGAGCUACACACAUCCUUUUCAUUAUAUAGGGGAGGACAGGAAAAAGGAGGCCAUUUGAAAACCGUAAGAAAGCAUAAGAAAGCAAAAAUCACCUUAUACUCCACCUUCCUUUCCCGGCCGUAAAGGUUCUCAAGCUUCAAAGAAAACAUUCAGAUACCUUCAAUGAGCCAAGCCCUGUCCGUUUGGCAGCUGACUGAUUGCAGCCUAUUAGCAUAUGUCGGUCCAAGAGCACCUCUUGAUUAAUGCCAAGUGUCCGAAUUAUGGAGGAACAAACCACAAAUCAUGCUGGAGACGGAGGAUCAUCCAUGGCAGGGACACACUCCCAGGUCACACACCCCUCUGCCUUUCAAGUUGGCAGACACGGGCUUGAGCGGCACAGCGGGAUGCAGUGAGCUCCCCAGACCCCACUGGGGAACAUAGCCAGGAUUUUUGCCUCAUAAAUUUUGGUUUCCUCUGCCUGAACCUCCUCGCUGCCCACUGAAGGACCCCUCUAUUGCAAGGGCUGCCUGGUCCAAGUCCAGGUUAACGAACCAGCAGGAGGGAGAGCAGAUGGGGCUCAUCAACAGUUUAGCACCUGCAUGGUUGACUGAAUAGGCUCACAGCUCACCACAUCGCAGCCUUUCCUGAGCCGUAUCCCUGAGCUUUACCUUAUAGGUAAAGGGGACCCCUGACCAUUAGGUCCAGUCAUGGCCGACUCUGGGUUGCGGCGCUCAUCUCGCUUUAUUGGCCGAGGGAGCCGGCGUACAGCUUCCAGGUCAUGUGGCCAGCAUGACUAAGCCGCUUCUGGCAAACCAGAGCAGCACACGGAAACGCAGUUUACCUUCCUGCCAGAGCAGUACCUAUUUAUCUACUUGCACUUUGACGUGCUUUCGAACUGCUAGGUUGGGAGGAGCAGGGACCGAGCAACGGGAGCUCACCCCGGCGUGGGGAUUCGAACCGCCGACCUUCUGAUUGGCAAGUCCUAGGCUCUGUGGUUUAACCCACAGCGCCACCCACGUCCCUGAGCUGCAUUGUAUUUCUACUUAAAUUACAGGGGUUGUAAUUUGUUAUGGUGAGCAUCCUAUGAGCAUUGCAGCUUGCCAGAUGAAAUGAUCUCCUCCUGUCCUCACCCCGUGUCCUGUUCUGGGGUUCUCCCCAUUCCCCCCAGAGACAAAUUCAGGGGGUGAGAGGGAGGAGAGAGAGAAAACCCCAUUGCAUAAGCAGAGGUUCUUGAACCAGGUUUGCACUGAUGGGACUCCUUGGGUGAUUCCUUGCUUAUUGUUUCCAAAUCUGCAUCUAUGCCUAUAAAUUAGCACAUGUGGAUUUUACGCAAAACCGUGUUUUCCUUUGCAUUCUCAUUUUUUGAACACAUUGUCACUGGCUCAAGGUGUGUGUAUGAUGUCUUUGUGUGAGGGAGAUCAAAAGCAGGGGCAGCUUCCUUAUGUAGAAUGUUGUUGUUUAGUCGUUUAGUUGUGUCCGACUCUUCGUGACCCCAUGGACCAGAGCACAUCAGGCACUCCUAUCUUCCACUGCCUCCCGCAGUUUGGUCAAACUCAUGCUGGUAGCUUCGAGAACACUGCCCAACCAUCUCGUCCUCUGUCGUCCCCUUCUCCUUGUGCCCUCCAUCUUUCCUAACAUCAGGGUCUUUUCCAGGGAGUCUUCUCUUCUCACGAGGUGGCCAAAGUACUGGAGCCUCAGCUUCAGGAUGUGUCUUUCCAGUCAACACUUAGGGCUGAUUUCCUUAAGAAUGGAGAGGUUUGAUCUUCUUUUAUGUAGAAUAGGAAGUCUCUAUUUUCAUCUGAGAAAUGUUGGAGGGUAUGUACCUGCUUUGUAUUUAUGUGGUUUUUCCUUUUCCCUUUAGGUUUGGUUUCAGAACCGGAGAGCCAAGUGGCGUCGUCAAGAGAAGCUGGAGGUGACAUCCAUGAAGUUGCAGGAUUCGCCCAUCCUCUCCUUCAACCGCUCACCUCAGCCCUCUGCCAUCGGGACCAUCGGCAGCAACUUGCCCCUGGACUCGUGGCUGAACCCACCCAUGCCCAACACCAGCCCCCUGCAGACGUUGCCAGGAUUCGUGGCUUCCCCACAGAGCCUCCCCAGCAGCUACACCCCUCCCCCUUUCCUAAACUCUCCCCCCAUGGGACACACCUUGCAACCCCUAGGAGCCAUGGGGCCUCCACCGCCUUACCAGUGCGGGACAAACUUUGUGGACAAAUUCCCGCUGGAAGAGGUGGACCCCCGCAACACCAGUAUUGCUGCGCUGAGGAUGAAGGCGAAGGAGCACAUCCAGUCCAUUGGGAAACCGUGGCAGACAAUAUGA